CUCUGCUGCCAGGGAACAUUUCUGGAACCUAGAGCUACAUUGUUCCUGUGGUGGAACUUGUACUGGGUGUUCUUCCCAGUUGCUCUGCAAGCAUGCAGCUGAUACAAGCUGUAGCAUUCUGUGGGCAGUGUUUCCAUACCACCACCUCGGUGGUCACUGUCAUGAGAAGAGUCCAGAAGGUAGUCAUGACAAGGAGAAAUACUUUGACCACCAUGAGUCAGUCACAGAAAUGGCAGAAGGACACUCUGGGAGAGGUACAGAAGAUACAGAAAUCCUUACUCAGCAUUCAGUAAGAGAUCCCUCCAUCUUGAAACUGGAAAACACUGUUACUGCAGAAAGCAAUAAUUCAGGAGUGGAGAGUUUAGAAGAUGAUCAGAUGUCUGAAGAGAUGCUGGCUUUGGUGGAUGAGUUUGAAAACUCAUGGCCUCAAGAAGCUUUUGAAGGAGCGCUGGAAGUAAAAGGUCGUCGAAUGGACUUACAGGGAAUCCGUGUCCUAAAGAAGGGAGCUCAGGAUGGCCUGGCAAGCUCCUGUUUUGGGGACUGUGGUGAUGAUGAUGAAGCUGAAUGGAUCACUUUUCAGGUCAAACGUUUAAAGAAACCAAAAGCUGAUAGCUUGGAUCUUCAGGAGACAAAUGGGAGAAAUGGAGAAGAAGGGACUAACGGAGAAAACGAAAACUUCUACCAAACUGCCUUGGAGAUCAGUGGACCAAAGAUACCUUCUCCUGGACCAAUAGGAAAGAAGCAUGACUAUCGUAGCCUUGGGUGGCCGAGUCCUGAUGAAUGUCUGAAACUCCGUAGGGUAGAGCUCACAACUGUGGCCAGCACAUGGCUUGCUGUUUCUGCUAAAAAUAUUGACAUUACAGAACACAUUGAUUUUGCAACACAGCUGCAAGAACCAGCCAUGGAGCCCCUUUGUAACCCCAAUCUGCCAGCUAGUAUGCAUACUUUGGACCACUUGCAAGGUGUCUCUAGUCGAGCAAGCCUGCAUUACACUGGAGAGAGUCAACUUAAAGAGGUGCUACAGAAUCUUGGCAAAGACCAGUACUCACCACAGUCAUUAGAACAAGUUGGUACUCGAAUAGCCAAAGCUCUGGAAAAGAAUCAGACUUCAUGGGUCCUCUCUAGCAUGGCAGCUCUCUACUGGAGGGUGAAGGGCCAAGGAAAGAAGGCGAUUGAUUGUUUACGGCAAGCAUUACACUAUGCACCCCAUCACAUGAAGGAUGUACCACUAAUAAGCCUGGCAAACAUCUUCCACAACGCCAGACUUUGGAAUGAUGCUAUCAUUGUGGCUACCAUGGCAGUGGAAAUAGCACCGCACUUCGUGGUUAAUCAUUUCACACUGGCGAAUGUCUACGUAGCAAUGGAAGAGUUUGAAAAGGCGAUGAAAUGGUAUGAGUCAACAUUAAAACUUCAGCCGGAGUUUGCCCCAGCAAAGAAUCGAAUCCACACCAUUCAGUGUCAUUUACUUAUGAAAAAAGAGCGACGGUCUCCAUAGAGAUUGGUGUUUUUUCUCUUUUUUCCUUCUUUUUUUAAAAAGCCAUUCUUCACUACUCUGCUUUUAAGUGUGCUAAGAUAAAUUGAUGAAUCAAAAUUUUUAACAAGACUUCUGAAAAGAGAUGGGAUUUGGAUCAAGGGUUCUUUUAUCUUUUCUCAGAUAUAGAGGCAUCUUUGGAAAAUGUUUCACAGACAAUAAUUUUAAAACAUCCAUGUAAAUAUUAAACCAAGGAAGUUCCGUGAGUCCAUAACCACUUGUACCAGGACCCAGGCACCGUUAGUUUCUCCUUAAUGCUCAGAUUGGCAGUGUCCAAAAUGACUUGCUUCAUGUCUUAUAAUCUAGGUCAAUAGAAAUGCAAAGCACACACCCAUACCAAAUAGUAAGAAGAGAUAAUCAGCAGUUCAUCCAUGUGAAACUCCUGCUUUGUCCAGUCCUGUUUACUCCAUGCAAACAACAUUGCCUGCUUUUUGGGAAGGAGAGGCACAGAAUUUCAAACAUUUAUUUAGAAAACAAAAUAAAAAGGAGUUAGGAACAUCUAGCAUUUUUUGAAUAAUUUCUUUUUGUUGGACAUGAGAGAAUGAAGGGUGGGGAACAGCAGGACUCUGAAGUCAAAGUGUUUUUUUAAUCUUAUUUGCAGGGAAAAAAAGAAAAAAA
Molecule: messenger RNA, 2149 nt
Organism: Meleagris gallopavo (turkey)
Lineage: Eukaryota; Metazoa; Chordata; Aves; Galliformes; Phasianidae
Source: RefSeq, a predicted model, not a curated record